Trichoderma aggressivum f. europaeum is the source of this 801-nucleotide messenger RNA. RefSeq lists its product as uncharacterized. The transcript has 3 exons. The record is from RefSeq and is a predicted model, not a curated record. Gene Ontology annotation, cellular component: eukaryotic translation initiation factor 3 complex; cytoplasm. Gene Ontology annotation, molecular function: translation initiation factor activity. Bases 1 to 801 code for a protein of 266 amino acids. NCBI's taxonomy places the organism in Eukaryota, Fungi, Ascomycota, Sordariomycetes, Hypocreales, Hypocreaceae.
AUGGCUCCUAAGAAGUGGGACGAAGAAGAGAGCGAAGGCAGCGACUCUGCCCCCGAAACCGCGCCUGUUGGUGGCGCUCGCCGAAAGUUUGAUGAUGAGGAAGAUGAUGGCGACGUGCUUGACUCUUGGGAUGCUGCCGAGGACUCUGAAGUAGAGCGCGAGAAGGCAGCCAAGGCUGCCGCUGCUAAGGAAAAGGCCGCCGCCGCCGCUGCCGCUUCUAAGAAGCCCAAGUCCCAGCGUAUCGCCGAGCAUAUCGCUGAGCGUGCCCGUGUUGCGGCCGAGAGCGACGAAGAGAGCGACGAAGAGACGGAGGCCGAGCGCCGUGAACGACUUCGCCGCACUGAGCAAGAGGCUGACCUCAAGCAUGCCGAGGACAUGUUUGGCAGCAUCGGCAUCAGCGCCGGGCGAAAGUCCAAUCCUUCUGGCACCAUGGUCGCGGACCCCAGCAACCCUACGAACCUCAUCAACCUCGCCAACGUCCCAAUUUUCAACCCCCAGACAAAGCUGCAGUUUGAGAAGUUGCGGGCUCUUCUCACGCCCCUGAUCACCGCAAACACCAAGAAGGCUCACUAUGGUCUCUUCCUGGAAGAGCUCUCUAAGGAGCUGGUCAAGGAGCUGAACAGUGAUCAGAUCAAGAAGAUUGCCAGCACUCUUACCCGCGCAAGCAACGAGAAGCUGAAGGAGGAGAAGGCGGGCGACAAGAAGAAGACCAAGGCUGCUAAGACAAAGACCUCUCUUGUCACCAGCCGUGCUAACGUAGCUGAUACGGCCACCUAUGAGGACGACGCUUUUGGAGAGUAA